This is a messenger RNA of Hydatigera taeniaeformis, 1920 nucleotides long. Lineage: Eukaryota; Metazoa; Platyhelminthes; Cestoda; Cyclophyllidea; Taeniidae. The record is from the annotation of a GenBank genome assembly.
AUGAACUUCCUUCACACUGUUACCCCUCCGACUCUAGGCGCAGGAAACCUCUUGUUCUUCCCAACACCAGUUAAUCCAUUGGAUCCCUCUGCUGCCUCAACUCUUCCUCAGCAGAUGUCCACAGCUGGGUACACAUUUCCAGCAACCGGCUUAAACGCUGCUUCCAACGCUGCUGCCAAGUCUAAUAGUAAUGAGACUCCAGCAACAACAUCGGAGGGGUCUUCUUCCACCGCCACUAUCACCUCUGCCACGGCUACGAUUGCGGCAUCAGCAUCAACGUCUGGGGCGUCUGAAGUGGAUGUUGGGGCUCAGCAUAAUGCUGCCGCGUCAUUACUAGAGUCAAUGCGAAUCAACGGGCUGCUCCAUGGGUCCUCUGCGAAUGCUGAAGGCUGCUUUGCCUCCUCUGUGGAGGGGCCUUCCGGAGAGAUGGUGAAGUCACUCAAGCUGGAAGACGGUGGAGAAGUCGCCCACUUGGAGAGCAGUGGUGGAGAGGAAAGAAAUGAAGGUCAAUCGACUACAGAUGACUUAAAGAAUCAAAUGGCCGGUCUUGGCACUUCUGUCCCCUCUACUGCCACCUCUGCUGUUAGCCCCACUUCCGCCUCGGCUGCCCAGAGCAUAGCUGCGCUGACGUCUACUGGACCCAAACGCCUCCACGUCUCUAAUAUCCCUUUCCGUUUUCGCGAAGCUGAUCUUCGACAACUCCUUGGCCCUUUUGGAACUAUUUUGGACGUAGAGAUCAUAUUCAACGAGCGUGGUUCAAAAGGUUUCGGUUUCGUGACCUUUGCUACACCUGAGGAGGCCGAUAAGGCCCGGGAAAAUCUCAAUGGAACAGUAGUUGAGGGACGGAAAAUUGAGAUAAACAAUGCAACCGCACGUGUUAUGACAAAGAAGAAGUCAGAGGCUCCAACACUAAUGAAAACUGCUACGACACUGAGAGGCAUACGGAAUGCUCUACCGCCGGCAGUGUCGAAUGCCGCUGCGUUGGCAGCAGCUCUGAGGGGCUGUUCCACAUUGGCUGGCUUGGGUACAACUGGGUUGGUAGCCGCCUCAGCCAAUCCUGCGGCAGCGGUAUCACCAGCGGCCAAUCAGGCGUUGCUUGCAGCUGCGGCCGCCUAUAAUCCAACAGCAGCACUCUAUUUAGCCUCAGCUGCUGCGGCAGAUCCAACUACGGCACUGCUAACCCAUUAUGCCGCCGCUCUUAAUGGUGCAGCCGCCGCAGCUGCUGCAACAGGGACCAUUCCUAUGGCAAUGCAGUCACCAGCUGCCGCUGCUGCUCAACCAGCUGCUCAAUUGUUGGCUGCUAACCUUUCCUGGUACGGUGCUUCACCCGAAUUAGAGCUACAGCAGCGCCUUCAACAGCAGCAGGCUCAGGUGCAACAAGUACAAGCUCAAGCAGCCCAACAAUCAGCUGCAGCUCUGGCGGCCGCUAAUUUGGCCGCGGUUGGUCUCGCUGCAGGUGCAGGGGGUGCACAGGGCGGCGCAGCAGCCUCAGGUGUCCCCACAUCUGUAGCAAACCCCUUUGCUGCUGCGAUGCUCCGCGCCUUCAGUGGGGCGACUUCUGCAGUUCCGCAGACCACUUCACAGCCCGCUGUAGUUGGUGCCAACACCGCCGCUUCUGGUGCUACCUCCACCUCACCACCAUCCACUACUGCUGCAUCGAACUCUCCUGCUGCAGCGGCUGCUGCAGCAGCAGCUGCGGCAGCCACCAAUGGGAGCGCGAAUAGCCAGGCCACUAUGGCUGCUCUGGCAGCUGCAGCAAAUCAGCAGUAUCUGCCAGAUUUGAAUGCAGUGGCCGCUGGGGUGGAUCCCUACCUGAAUCGACUUGCUGUGAGCUACGCAGCUCUUGGGAAUGUCGCUAAUGCCAACUCUCCAGGCAUCUAUCGGACAAAUUCAAGUUACCAACGUUUCUCUCCAUAUUGA